AGCUGCAAACGAGGACUGUUGCUUCCUUCAGUUAUGUAUUAAAUACACAAAACUAGAUAAAAUAAAUAGAUUGUAGCGCUAGGUCUGAGUUUUGCCCCUUCCGGGUCACAAGGAAACGAGGGAUCACGAAAAUAAUUAUGUAUUUUUCGCAGCCCCAUCCGGUACUCGGGAGUAAUUUUCGUUCGUACUUCUUCAGAUAGCUUUACGUCUUAAACACACUCUUUUUUUAAAAGACACGUUUCAUCAACAUGCAGAGUCUCGUACAUGCAGACACUCAUGGCGACGGAAACAAUACGCUAUGCAGACAUGAAAAUCAGAGCAACCUGUCCUUUUAUGGAUAAAUGCAAAUUGUUCUCUAUGUCACACCAAAGAGUGGAUUCUACCAAACUGACAAACACCAACAGCCAAGCAGAUUCCAUGCCCAACUCGAUUACAUUUGUAAGCCCCGCCUAUUCAGGUGAAGACAUCAAGGCAGAAUCUAUGGUGGUCAGCUCAGAUUACACAUGGGUGGGGCCAGGGUCAAGUCUGAAACAAAGUGAAGAUGUGGAAGAGAAGAAGACUGGAUAUCUGAUGAGCCGAGACCAAACUGACAUACUAAUCAAUAUGAAGGAGGAGGAGGAGGAAAAAGAUUGGGAGAGGCAGAGUGUGAAAAUGGAGAGGGAGGAUGGUGUGGGAGAUGAAGAGGGACCCAGGAGGGAGGAAUAUAAAGAGGAUGAUGGCCAGAAGGAGGGAUAUGUACCCAAUCAAGUCAUCGAAAUUUACAAAUGGGAGGUGAAUGAAGUAAAAUCGGAACAACAGGAAGGAGAGGAGCAGCCUACUCUGGUCACUUCCUGUCUGCUAAAACAGCCUCGAGUGCUGAUUCACAGCCUAGAAAUGGCAGAUCAUUUGGUCCCUGGGUCAUCACCUCCCAGUCCCGUGGCCUGUAAAAGUGGUCAGGGAGUAACAUUGCAUGAGUCCUCACCACAGACGGAAAGUGAAUCCCUGAGACAGAAGGGUCAGGCCAUCACCCGGAAGAGGAGUGGACACUUAGAAAGACCCCUGGAACUGCUGCCGUCUUCAUCAGAGAACAGGAUCUGUGCUGAAGCAUCGCUUAUUUCUCCUGUCAUCUCCUCCAGGAACAAAAACACAGGACAAACUGUUGAGGGGUCAUCUCAGGUCUUUGCCUGCUCCCAGUGCCCAUACGUUCACACAGAGGAAGUGAAUCUUCACCAGCACAUUGAGAAGGUUCAUCCAGAGGAGCUUGGCAGGACUGUGGGACCUUCCAGCAACACACAUCAGCACCCCACGCCCCCUAAGACACUCCCCACCCAAACACAGGCCCACACCGGCUCUCCAGGGGCCCACACAUGCUCUCAAUGUGACAAGAGUUUCAGCCAGCCUAGUCACCUGAAGCUACACCAGCGAAUUCAUACAGGGGAAUACCCAUACCACUGUUCCCAGUGCGGAAAGAAUUUCAGCUACUUAAUUACUUUAAAGGUACAUGAGCGAAUUCACACAGGUGAGCACCUGUACCGUUGCUCCCAGUGUGGUAAGAGUUUCACUCAGUCAGACAAACUGAAGGUACACCAGCGAAUUCAUACAGGUGAGCGCCCAUACCACUGUUCCCAGUGUGGAAGAAAUUUCAGCCAGUCAAGUCAUCUGAAGCUACACCAGCGAACUCAUACAGGGGAACGCCCGUACCACUGCUCCCAGUGUGGGAAGAGUUUUAGCCAAUCGGGUCAUCUAAAGCUACACCAGCAAACUCAUACAGGUGAGCGCCCAUACCACUGCUCACAGUGUGGGAAGAGUUUUGCUCAGGCAGAUAAAAUGAAGGUACAUCAGCGAACUCAUACAGGUGAGCGUCCGUACCACUGCUCCCAGUGUGGGAAAAAUUUCAUUAACUUACAGAAUCUGUCAGAACACCAGCGAACCCAUACAGGGGAACGCCCAUACCACUGCUCCCAGUGUGGGAAGCGUUUCGCACAGUCGUAUCCUCUAAAGUUACACCAGCGAACCCAUACAGGUGAGCGCCCGUACCACUGCUCCCAGUGUGGGAAGAGUUUUGCUCAGUCAUAUAAUCUGAAGCUCCACCAGCGAUCGCAUACAGUUGCAAGUAUAUGUGAAGUAACACUAUAGGAGAAAAGUUUUUGUUUUAAUUAAUAUUAAUCUACAUUUUCGUUAAUGCAGUCCUUUUUGUGAACUUUAAUCCUUUUGUGUCUGCCACAGUAUAUUCUCUUUUGGCAUGUAAUGAGCAGUAGUGUUUAUUUUUAUUUGGUGGAAAUGAAUUGUGUGUGUGCGCGUAUUAUGAAGUAUUAUCUUGAUAUAGGACACACUGGUAGUUUAUCCUCGUCUGGCUCAAGUAAAUCACAAGCACAAACCUCUCCUUUACUGAAGUGUUAAUGUUGCGCCAACACAAUAAAUAAUUGUCAUUGCGUUGACGUAGUUUUGUAGCUUGUAAAUAAGUGCAGUAGUCCUCCUCAAAAGCUUUGUUGCUGUUGAACAAUCGUGGUAGCCCAUUGAGACCUACUAUAACUGGUAAGAAAUUUCCGUUAAUUUAUGGAUAUCAGUCAUAAUACAAAUUAAUACAAUAAAAAGUAUUCAGACAAAUUAUUUUGGAAAUGUUGGUGCUGUAGAAAGCGUAACCGUACAGUCCUGAAUAAGCUUUCUAUGAGAACGUAAUAUCCUGUAAUAUAUACUACAUAUUCACAGCUAUGCAUGUUUUUAUAAAAUUCAGUGUCUGAA
This is a messenger RNA of Conger conger (European conger), 2721 nucleotides long. RefSeq names its product zinc finger protein 436-like. Bases 265 to 2115 code for a protein of 616 amino acids. The record is from RefSeq and is a predicted model, not a curated record. Gene Ontology annotation, biological process: regulation of cytokine production; regulation of immune system process; negative regulation of transcription by RNA polymerase II. Lineage: Eukaryota; Metazoa; Chordata; Actinopteri; Anguilliformes; Congridae. The transcript is spliced from 4 exons.